Molecule: messenger RNA, 234 nt
Organism: Hirsutella rhossiliensis
Lineage: Eukaryota; Fungi; Ascomycota; Sordariomycetes; Hypocreales; Ophiocordycipitaceae
Product: arylsulfotransferase (ASST) domain-containing protein
Exons: 2
Coding region: 1-234 (77 amino acids)
Source: RefSeq, a predicted model, not a curated record
AUGACAGCAAGCUGCUUCUGCCUCGAGAACUGGUGGGAACGGCCACAACAGCUCCACGCCUGGGGCUACUUCCCCAUCAACUCGAUUGCCAAGGGGGACGGCCACUAUCUCGUCUUGGCCCAGCACGCGUCGACCGUCUUCAAGAUCAACGACACCGACGGGGGCAUCAUCUGGCGCCUGGGCGGCAGCAGGACCGACUUUGAGCUCGGCCCGGACGUCGAGUUUGGCUUCUAG